Molecule: messenger RNA, 3401 nt
Organism: Chara braunii
Lineage: Eukaryota; Viridiplantae; Streptophyta; Charophyceae; Charales; Characeae
Source: the annotation of a GenBank genome assembly
GGGAUAGUAUCUUGGUGACCCGGCGGAGGAUCUCCUGUGCCGGCAAUCAUCAUGGAUGACUAUCCCAUCCAGGGCCUGUUGGCCCUUUCUGUAUUAUUGGGGCCCCUGUUCAGGCUGAUGUUCCCGUUGGGGUUCGGACGUGUGUGCACGUCCCGCAUGCUGAUGCGGUCAGGGACAGUGAAGUCUGGCCCCACACCUGCGGAGCAAGCCGAAAUUGACCGCAGGCUAGCAGAAAAGAAAAAAGAAAAGGAAGUAAAGAAAAAGCAGAAAGAAGAAGAAGCAAGAAAGAAAAUGAAAGAGAAAAUGGAAAGAGAGUUGGAAGAAGAGUUGAAGAGUAUAGAAGAAGAAGAAGAACAAGAACAAGACGAAGGAGAACUGUUGGAAAGACGUCGUCGCCCAGACAUACCUGAAAGCAGCACAACGCGCCACCUUCCCGUUGAACCACUGGAUUGGGGCAGCCGGUACCACUACUCCAGCGAGCCGUUGAAAGAAUCUGAUGAAGAACGGGAUACGUUCAUCGCCAAGUUGGCCACUAUUAAAGACACCGUUGAACGAAACCUGAUGUUGGAGGAGAAACGGGCUGAGCUAAAUCGCAGGYUGUUGGCCGCUAGMMGGCAAGASGUGGARGAAAAGWAAAGAUUGCAGRCAGAAGGGGAUAAAUUGCAAAAAGCUCUAGAAGCGCAAAAGGAAAACCCCUCUGCAACUGAAGCACAACUUGCACUCCUCAGGGAGGCCGUCCUCAACACGAGGCAAGACAUGGACUUAAUGCGGCAGACAUUGCAACGUGUAGAAACACAUCGGGUUGAAUUUGAGAAUGUCUGGAAUAACUUCGUAGAAAAGUCAGCGAAGGAUGUGGACCAACAUGUGCAAACUUACAUCCAGGCUUUGGACGAACAUAUUAAUAAAGUCUUCACCCCGGAGGUCGUAGAAAAGAUUGUAAAGGGAGAUGGAGGCGACGGAGGAGAUGGAGAUGGCGACGGCGAUGAUGAUAAGAAAGGAAAGAAGAAGAUUGAGGGUUCAAGGGGUCAACCUUCUCAGGAACCUGGGCAGACUAACAAGAUUAAACUUAAACUGCCCUGGACCUACAAUGGAAAGAAAGAAGAGAGUGUGUUGCACUGGGCGGCGACAAUUGAAACCUAUGUGUACGGACAACGUAUCCCAUACUGGGACAGGGUGUUGAUGGCAACUUYGUGCAUGGGAGGCGACGCCAUGAGCUUCGCCAUCUCGCUGCAAAAGGAGGCGGGAUGCAGCUCUAUGGUAGAAUAUUCGCAGCAAACGCGAAUCGAAGAUUUCCUUAGGUUAAUAAGAGAAAGAUUUGAGGACAAAAAUUUGGCAAGACGUACAAAAAUGUUGAUUCUCAACCUUUCCGAUAGGAAAUGGAAAAGUACCUUUGCAUUAAAAGCAACUAUGAACGAAUUGUUGCAAUGCCCUGAUCAUGGAUUAACGCCAGCCCAAAUCUUAAACAGUUUUGCACGAGCACUCCCAGAUCCCCUGAGAACGCAACUCUAUCCCCGCACAAAGGAAGAGGGGAUGACAUAUGAGAAGUUCGGCAAGAUCGCCAUAGAUCAUGAUGGCUUCCUCGCAAAAGCAAAUUAUUGCCAUUACUGGAAGGAUCUGCAAGCGGGAAAGAGAUGGCAAAACCGCACCAUCUUAGGAUCUAUACUUGGGAAAGAUUGUCUUCUUCUAACCUUUGAAGAAGGAGGCGCCGAGACCAUCUCCUGGGAUCAGGUGGACUAUGGUCUCGAUGAACCCAACAGACCGGUAGCUCAGGAGGGGAGUUACGCGGCUGUUGCAGCCCGCGGGGGAGGGCGUCAAGGAAGAGGGCGUGGCCGAGGACGAGGUCGCGACCGUGGUGGACGAGGAUUCGGCACCCAGAGGGGUGGUGGUGAAGGAAGCCACUACGUGGGAGAAAGGGGAAAUGGUCCCUCAUACGGUGGUCGUGGUUCUUACUCCACCUGGGGUAGAGGAAGAGGCUCAUGGUACAACAAGUGGGAUAAGCCAGUAGGAGGUAUGAUAGACAGUGGUUCUACACGCAACUAUAUUAGUAAACGAGGUUUGCAGAAACUGCGUCUUGGGCUUAAAGUUAAGAAGUUAAAAGAGCCCAUUGUAAGUAAGUUAGCGAAUAGCAGUGAGACUGUUAUGGAUCGAUACGUCGAGGGGGUACAAGUAUACUUUCGGCCAGAGGCAGAGGGGAAGGUGGAACGCGUUCUCCACUCUCUGACCUUCUUGGUGGAGGAUAACUUGUCCUUCAAUGUGUUAUUAGGAAUGGAUUGGGGUGAGGCUGCGCAUGCGGAUCUAAAGUUGCGAGAGCAUGAAUGCUGGCUUCCAAGUCCGCAAGGAGGUAAGAAGAAGAUCCGCCUCUAUCAUGAAUCUGGAAAAGAAAGCAGCCUAGCUCACUGUUGUAUGAGUGCCCCAACGUUCGCUCGCCAUGUUAAGAAACAUAACUUGUAUGACCAAAUCUUUGUUGCAUAUGUGCACCCAGUAAAGGAAGGAGAAACAAAGGAAGAAGUCAGGUCCCAAGAGAUUGAGAGGAUCCUGAAAGAGUUCGCAGAUGUGGCUGAAGCCCCAAGCGGUGUAGUGGAAAAACCAAUCCGCCACCGCAUUGAUAUCAUUCCAGGGAGCGCACCCCCGAAGGCCCCGAAGGGGCCUAUCUAUCGUACGUCACCCCAGGAAUUGGAUGAACUGCGAACCCAACUCGAUGAGUUGUUGAAAAAUGGUUGGAUAAGACCUAGCUCCUCACCCUAUGGUGCGCCUGUGCUCUUUGUGCCUAAGAAGGACGGCGGCGUUCGCAUGUGUAUAGAUUAUAGGAGGUUAAACGAUAUAACCGUGAAAAAUGCCGAACCAUUGCCGCGGAUAGACGAUUUGCUGGAUCGCGUGCAGGGAAGCAAAGUGUUCUCAAAGAUUGAUCUAAAAUCCGGCUACCAUCAGAUUGAAGUUGAGCCGGAAGANAGACGAUUUGCUGGAUCGCGUGCAGGGAAGCAAAGUGUUCUCAAAGAUUGAUCUAAAAUCCGGCUACCAUCAGAUUGAAGUUGAGCCGGAAGACCAACAUAAGACUGCCUUUAGGACAAGGAGAAGAUUAGGAAUGCGUAUUCCUCUGAUCCUAUAUAUGGAACCAUGAUUAAGCUAGUGCAAGAAAAGCCACCAGAGUUUUCCGAUCAUAAAGUAACUCAGGGUCUAUUGUUUGAACGAACUGGUGUAAAUGAUAGGCUGUAUAUACCUAAUAAUGAAGAGAUCAAAAGUAUGAUCUUGGGGGAAUGCCAUGAUACAAAAGGUCAUUUUGGAUGGAAGAAGACCUACGGAACUUUGUUGCGUUCCUACACCUGGCCUCGAAUGAAAGCAGACUGUAUCGCGUAUGUGCAGGGUUGCCAAGUGUGCCAAUGGAACAAAAGCACCACGCAAUC